Molecule: messenger RNA, 757 nt
Organism: Gloeophyllum trabeum ATCC 11539
Lineage: Eukaryota; Fungi; Basidiomycota; Agaricomycetes; Gloeophyllales; Gloeophyllaceae
Exons: 2
Coding region: 85-570 (161 amino acids)
Source: RefSeq, a predicted model, not a curated record
GUACCUCGUAGCUCCUACACUCUACCCAGUCGAACCACCGUUUUCCCGGUCGGUGCCAUUAAGAAGGACACUGGUUUGCUCCAGAUGCCCGUCUCCCGCAUCAGCGUUCGAGGUACUGAGACACCGGACGGCGAAGUCUUCCACUUCAUCCUGGCUUUGGUGGCACCGAAAGACGAACAUGGGGAGGAACGCUGCAUCACCUUGAACAACAGCCCCUCGUACACGGAUCCCAACCAUCUCAUGCGAGGCGUUUUGGUGAUGGAAUAUCAUGAAAGCGUGAAAUCCGUUAGCCGAGCUCUAGAUCCUCUGGACGUCGACGUCCGAUCCAAAGUGACAGCCGCUACACUUUGCCAUUUCUUGUUUGAUGAACAUCAUGUCGAACAAUACGAGUUCAACGAGAACGGACAAGGGUGCCGCCAUUGGUGCGCAACUGUUCUUGAAAAGCUUGCUGAGGGUGGCUUCGUCAGAGAGGACAUCGGACAAUUGUUUCAGCAAUUCGAGAAGGAACAUCACGCAAAAUGGGGAUCCAAAUUCCCAAUGCCGCGCAUCGUGGGCUCAUACUACGAUUAGGUCUGCCUGCUAACAUACCUAGUGCCUUAUCGAGACGGGCAGGUUAACUUAAUGUGCGUCUGGAUGUUGGCUCACCCUCACAAAACACAAUGCCGCCUACUGUCUGUCUACUGAGAGCCGGCCAACAGAAUGAAGGAAUACGAAAGAGAAUUGACAUCAUACCAGUCUUCGGGUCCUACGAAACCGU